UUUCAGCCCUCCACACCCAAAUCUCUGGAAAAUUCCUUGAGUUUGCAGUCUGCUUCUGAGCUGAGAACAGCUGAGCAAGACAGGAACAGGCUGAAGCAGCAGAAGGAAAGGCAAAGCAGCAAAUGUAAUAUUUGAUUUCUAAGUGUAGAUUCUUAUUUGAUAACCUUGGAAUAUGGGUUGGAGGUGUGUGUAAUUGGGAGGUGACUUCAGUGUAGCAUAGUGCAUAGUGUCUCUAUCGUUGUGGACUGAUCAGCUGUGAGGACUGAAGGAGAGAAACUGCUGCUUUUCUCGACAAAAAGAGAUUCUCACGUGAAGCCAGUGCCGGGGAAAAAAGCUUGUCUUGUAUUUCCUGCUCGUCAGUCACCCUGGGGAAAGCAACGAUCCUCCGACCCCCCCGACUCCCCCCUUCCUCUUCACCAUCAACUUCAUUGACGGUUACAGCGUUGCAUCGCACCCUGAACUCAGUUAUCAGGUGGAAGAGGUUGCGGAUCCCCGGGUCGCCUAUCAUGCACAUCAAGGCGACCAAGUGGAACCGCUUCUGCCUGGUAGCAUCAGUGACCAACCAGGAAGUUUUUCACCACCCUGAGGUGCAGGCUGGUUUUGAGGCUCUGUUCCGUUCAUUUGACCCAGAGGUGCAGUUCCAGUACUUCAAGUCCUUCCGGCGGAUCAGGAUCAGUUUCAGGAAUGCUUUGGCUGCAGCUGAGGCAAGACUCCAACUGCAUAAGACAGACUUCAAUGGCAAAGAGAUAAGACUCUACUUUGCUCAGUCUGUCCACAUAGGAAGUCCUCGUUUGGAGCCUCCGAAACCAGAUAAGCAGUUCCUGAUCUCACCUCCUGCCUCUCCUCCAGUCGGCUGGGAACAGUCUCAGGACGCCACACCAGUCAUCAACUAUGACCUGCUGUGUGCCAUCUCUAAGCUGGGACCAGGGGAAAAGUAUGAGCUUCACACUGCAACACCCACCACUCCCAGCGUGGUUGUCCAUGUCUGCGACGAUGAUCGCGGUGACAGCUCGGCCCCUGAUGACAGCGACCAGGAUGACAAGCCCCGCCCCCCACGACCAAAGAUCAUCCAGACUCGACGGCCUGACUAUACACCUAGAGUUGAGCAGUGAGCGAUGGUUGAAGGGGAAGUGUACUGUGACAGCAUGUGUCAUGAGCUGAGCAUGCUUGCAGAGAUUUGGAUAAGGCUGGGGGACUUUGAGAAGAUGCCUGUGGGCGCUGCACCGUCCAGCUGAAAAAAAAAAUAUAUAUAAGAAAUUGAGAGAAAACCUAGCAUUGCAUGCUGCAUUUGUGUCUUGUGAGAAAGAUGGGAUUUAUGAAGUUCCUAGUAUAAGGAAGUUUCGUCAUCAGAUUGACAUAUAUCUCUGAAAUUGAUAUUUAGAAGUGGUCAGGUAAAAAAAUCAUAAGGCAUCAAUGCAGCAUUGCUUGCGUUUACCUCUUCUACAGGCGGAAGAGGGAAAUGGUUUCAGUUGAGUUACUAUGCGACUGUUGAUAUCUGCUCUGGUGCUCCAUUUGUCUGUUAUUAAGGUGUGAAGCUACCUGCUUCGGCUUUUUCACAUUUCAUUGACCUGUAUGCUUAUUAACAUGAAGUCAUGAUGGUAUCCAUCACUCUUCACUGUUGUCUGAUGUGUCUCCUUGGCCUUCAAGACUGCUUUGUACUAAACAAAGCUGGCCUUCCCCUCAGCUUACAAUAUCUGCUGCGACUCAAACACUGCUCCAUAAUAAGCAGUUUGUACCCACUGGAUUAUUCCUGGAAUCCUCUCUAAAGUGUUAUUUGGAGAUUAGUUCACUUUUGCUAUAGUCUGUGUGUCUUUUUGGUUGUGCUGUAGCAAACAGCUGUUAAGGGCAUCCACAUAGGAAAUGAUUUGUAACGGCAUGCCAACCCUGAAUUGGAUAAAGGGAAGAGGGUGGAUGGAGGGAUGGAUGGAUGGCAACCAGAGACCAUAGAACGUCACUGACAUUCCAGAACUUCAAGCAAUGACUGGCAAGAUAGCUGCUGGUGACAUGAAGUGUGCCAGUCUCAAGUUAACCUUUGAGGCAAGUGAAUGAAGUGGCUACCAUUGAGAGUAAAGAAUACUGUUGAUUGACAUAUGAUAGGGUGGUAAAUUCAAUUAAGUUCAGUUCAGUUUUUUUGCAUAGCGCCAACUCUCAAGAACAGUCGCGUCAAGAUGCUUUAUAUUGUAAGGUACAGACCCUACAAUAAUACAGAGAAAACCCUAGCAAACGGACCACCACCUAGGAGCAAGCACUUGGCAACAGUGGUAAGGAAACACUCCUUUUACUAGGAAGAAACCUCUGGCAGAACCAGGAUCAGGGAGGGGCAGCUAUCUGUUGUGAUCGGUAGGGGGUGAUUGGAGGGAGACAGGACAAAAGACGCGCUAGAGAAGAUGAUUAAAUGCUCCCUCUUUCUAGUCCCGGUUAGUACUCUCACUGCAGUGUUCUGGUUCAAUUAAAGGCUUUUCAGGGAGGUUUUAGGGCACCUGAUAAUAAUGAUUUACAGUAGUCCAGCCAAGGAGUAAUAAAUGCAUGAAUUCGUUUUUCAGCAUCACUUUGAGAUGGGAUGUCUCUAAUUUUAGAGAUAUAUCGCACAAAUGAAUGAAGGCAGUCCUACUUGCUUAAUAUGUAUUUCUGAACAAAAAUGAUUCCAAGUAUCUAAACAGUGUUACUGGAGGCCAAGGAAAUGCCAUCCAGUGCCAGUAUCUGGUUAGACCCCAUGUUUUCAAGAUUUUUAGGACCUAGUACAAUAUGUCUGUAAGACAUAAAGGCCUAGUUUAACUAGUUGAUUUGUAUCACCUGGCUUCAUGAAUAAACAAAAUUAAAUCUAAAAAAAACUCUGUGUCAUAGCAGUGAAAAUGUUUGCAGUGUUUUCUAACAAUAAUGUCUAAGGGAAGCAUGCAUAUUGUAAAAAGUAUUGGUUCCAGCAUAGAAUCCUGUGGAACUCUAUGAGUAACUUAUGUGUGAGGAAGACUCCCCAUUUAUGCAAUAAAGCAGUCUUAAAUACUACUUCUUAAAUACUUGUGCAUUGAAGAACAUAUCCUGAUCAAAAAUAACUCCAAAAUUCCUCACAGUGUUGCUGGAGACCACGGUACUGUCAUCCAGACUGACUAGUUAGAGCCCAUGUUUCUAAGAUUUGUAAGGCUGAGUACAAUAACCUCAGUUUUGUCUACUGCACGCUCUAAUCUCUGCAAGAAAAUAGAAUCAACAGUAUUGAACACUGCACUGAAGUCCAACAGGACAAGCACAAAGAUGAGUCCCCUGUCAGAGGCCACAGGAGGAUCAUUUGGAACCUUCACUAAUGAUGUUUCUGUAGUUGUUUUGCUACUCUUUGAAGAAUUUUUGAGCUAAAUGGAAGGUUGGACAUUGGCCUGUAAUAAGCUAAGACAGCUGGGUCAAGGGAUGGCUUUUUUAGUAAUGGUUUAAUUACUGCCACCUCAAAGGCCUGUGGUAUGUCGCCCUUUAUUAGAGAUAGAUUGAUCAUGUUUAAGAUUGAAGCAUUAAUUAAUGGUAGGACUUCAUUGAGCAGUCUUGUAGGAAUGGGGUUUAAUAGACAUAUUGAUGGAUUGGAGGAAGUAACUACUGAAGUUAGCUUAGAAAGAUAAAUUGGAGAGAGUCUAAAUAUCAGUAUUAUUUAUUUUAAAUUAUUUAUAAAUAAUUAAAUGAAGAUCUUCCCGAUUAGUGAGACACCAUUUCCUCUCCAGCUUACAGGCUAUCUGCUGUAAACCGCGUGUUUGUGAGUUAUACCACGUUCCAGCACUUCUGAUUUGAGGCUUUCUCUUGCAGAGGAGCCACAGUAUCCAGAGCCAUAUGCAGUGAGGAUGUUAACGCUAUUAGCAAGAUAAUCGACCUUUGUGGCAGUAGAGCUCUGAACUCGGCACUGAAGAUAACAGUGGAGGAAUUAUAUCCUUGAACUUAGUUACAGCACUUUCAGACAGACAUCAACUAUAAUAAAAUCUAUUCCCCACUGUUGUUUAAUUCAUUAUUGUAAAUUCAAAUGUUGUUAAGAUUGAUCAAAUGAUCAGACAAAAGAGUUUUUUUUUCUUUUUCAAAAGAGGGUUUUUAAAUGUACACCAUGCCAUAUAUCAGAACAAGAUCCAGAGUAUGAUUAAAGAGGUGGGUGGGCUCAUUUAAAGUUUUAGAGAUGCCAAUUGAGUCUAAUAAUAGAUUAAAUGCAGUGUUGAUGCUGACAUUUUUAGCAUCGUCAUGGAUGUUAAAAUCACCCACUAUAAUUACUUUAUCCUUUGACUUCAAGGAUGCUGACUCCUGCUGUAACCAGGCAGAAUAAAUCAAUAUGUUCCCAGUUAUUUAAAUCAUUUAUUAACAGGGACUUAGAGGAGAGAAACCUAAUGUCAUACACAUUUAGCUGCAUUACUUUUUGGUUCAAUUGAGGAUGCUAUAUUGUUCUUUGUGAAUUUUAUGCUUAAAUAGUUUUUUUCUGAUUUUGUGUUUGUUUUUUGGUGGACUGGGAGCAGGCACCGUCUCUUUGGAGAUGGGGUUUUUGGGGCGAUGACAGGAGGGUCAGGUUACCUUGAUAAAUGCGCUAGGUUACCUUGGCAGCUGAAGCCUGCAACGUCUGCUAGCCACCAACUGUCAACGACAAGUGAUACGUGACAAGAGAAUCACUUCCUGUGUGGAUGCCCCUUUGCUCUUUUAUUUGAGCUAAAAUACAUUAAAUAUUUGUGUGUGAAUGUCAAAUGCACACACUCACCUGUUAAUGACACAGAAUAUGAUAUGCUGUUGUUUAAAGAAAAGAAAGAAGCAGGGUUGACCCUCUUUGUCACGUGGGGGUUAAAUUGUAUUCUGAAAGAAAAGUCCUUCUGCCAAUUUGUGUGGGAGUGCUGUUGUUCAACCAGUGGCUCAGGGCUCAAACAAACUGCCCGUUCUUUUGGGCCCAUUUUGAAGAGUGUUUGUACCUGUGGUGCCUCCAGCUCAUGCCCUGAGGCCUGUGCUACGAAGCAGGAUUCUGUCUAAUCUAGGUGACUUCAGGGUUAACCCUGGGUUUUCUUUACAGCUAAGGUGGUUCACUUCUUACCAAUUCCAUUCUUGCCAUUUCUUGUUGUAACUUAUGCUGCAAACCUAACCUGCUCUGGAGUAGGCUUUGGUUGAGAUUAGAUAUCAGCAGGUAUGAAAUCACCGCCUGUUUACCAAUCUUUUCUCCAGCAACUAGCAUCAUUAUUCCUGGAAGAUCCCUCUGACCUCUGUUCUUGGAUAGUAGGAGGGUCUAAUUUUUUUUUUUUACUAUAUAGAUUUUUAGACAGAACUCUAUUUACUAGAUUUUUUUUUUUUCCUGUUGGCUGCAAACAGUUCACAGCAGUUUUAUUGAUCUAUAAGCAUUAAUAUAUGAUCCUAAAGCAGCACCUAUUGGUACUUGCAAACCUUAUAUCAAAUUAAUUUUUAGACUAAGCCUGCAUUUGAAUUGUUUUAAUAUUUUAAUCUAUAUUCUUCAGAUUUUUCUAAUAUUUUGCUUUUAUCUUCUUUUGUAAAAUCAGCUGCUCUCCUGGCACUUAUCCAUGUUUGUGACUGGGCAGAUGCUGCCAGCACACAGGGGAAACCUGGGUUAACUUAGCAAACUGAUAACCAGCUUUGUGUGAACUCUUAUCCUGAUUGCCAAUGUUACAGGAAGUAAAUCCAGAUAAUGGAAGGAUACCUGGGUCUGUUGAACUUGCUUGGUAGUGCAGGGGCCCUGUUGUGUGCAUGUUUGACUAUGUUUUCACAGAUGUGUUAACUGCUGCUUUACUAUUCACUGUGGACUGCUGCACACAAUCUUGCUGUUGCUCUUCAGUGUUACAUCAGUUGGGUUACAUCAAGCUCCAAUCCACUCUUUUUUUGUUUAAUUUAGGAUUUGUAAAAACAUUUAAAAUGUUGCUUUUUUUUAAUGCUUCAGCAUUUCUGAAGUUGCUGAAAGACUAGCUUAGUUUUUUCUUCUAUAUUGCCCUGAGUUGCAGAUAAUAAAAUGGCAACCGUGUAGCUCAUUCAUAACACAGGACUGUCACUUCAACAUAAAAGAAGUGUAAAAUGAAAACUGGACUGAUUCUGUAUAUCCUAGUUUGACUUUGUGUAUAAUAGGAAUCUGAACAUACUUGUUAGCUUCAACCUAUAAAUGUAACUUUUGAGAGUUCGACUUCCUGAUACUGGGUGAGAGGAUCUGAAAAUGAAAAUGCCACUUCACUGUGGUUGAACAUGCAUCUGUAAAAGUAGCUGUCUUUGCCAAUACAGCAUCUUUACACUGUUUGAUAUCUGUAACUGCUCCUUAGAAAAACCUCCCCCAUUAGUCUUGUUAAUCCCACCCGCAGUGAUUUUAUUCCAGGUGACGGGAUAAUGUUAGCCAUGGUUGGAGGUUUCAUAAGACUGUGGUAAUCUUUUUUUUUUUUUAAACUAGAAGUUCAUUCAUUUUGACGAAAGCAAAUAAAUGAGUUACCAUGAAAUAAAUAUUGGACCAUCUAACUCCAUGUGUGUCUUUGUGCUUAUGUAAUAAAUUUAUAUAUCAGCAA
This is a messenger RNA of Archocentrus centrarchus (flier cichlid), 6488 nucleotides long. Its product is annotated as calcipressin-1. The transcript has 4 exons. The coding region runs from base 507 to 1112 and encodes 201 amino acids. NCBI's taxonomy places the organism in Eukaryota, Metazoa, Chordata, Actinopteri, Cichliformes, Cichlidae. Gene Ontology annotation, molecular function: nucleic acid binding; calcium-dependent protein serine/threonine phosphatase regulator activity. Gene Ontology annotation, cellular component: nucleus; cytoplasm. Gene Ontology annotation, biological process: calcium-mediated signaling. The record is from RefSeq and is a predicted model, not a curated record.